GUCUAGGCCAUGUUGACAUCUUUCUCGCUUCAGAAUUGUGAUAUGUUUCUUCUGUACUAAACUUCAGUUUCAGGAUUCUGGUGGUUCUUGGUCCUGUUCUCUGUCAAAGCCAGUAAUGCCGCUUGUUCUUUGCUGUUGCUGACACGAAAGAUUCAGGUUUCAUCAUGACACUUCUGCGGAAAGCAAACUUAUUUACUCUUGUUUCAAUGCUCUGUUGUGCCUUGAAGUUUUGCGUUGGAGGGGAUGUCAUCACAGCAACUGAGCACAUCCAAGACCCCGGAAGUAUAGUGUCGAGUGGAGGUCUCUACAAAUUGGGGUUCUUUAGCCCGAAUAGUUCGGCGAAUCGGUAUGUUGGAAUUUGGCACAACAAGAUCCCUGCAUAUAGUGUCCUCUGGGUUGCCAACCGUGAUAAACCAAUUUUAGAUUCUACUGGGGUCAUGAUGAUAUCUGAUGACGGUAAUCUGGUGCUAAUGAAUGGGAAGAAGGAAGUUAUUUGGUCAUCAAACGUUUCGACCUCCAUAACAAACUCGAGUGCCCAAAUAUUAGAUUCGGGAAACCUUGUCUUGAUAAAAGGAAGUUCGAGUUCUGUUGCGAAUGAUUCAGGCAUACUCUGGCAAAGUUUUGACCAUGGGUCCGACUCAUUUCUCUCAACAAUGAAGCUCAGCACUAGCGUAAGAACAAAUGAGAAGCACGUAUUCACAUCCUGGGAAAGCCCUUCUGAUCCAUCAAUAGGAAGCUUCUCACUUAGUCUCGAACUGCUGAACAUUCCUGAAGUUGUCAUUUGGAAUGGCAGUACAUUGUAUUGGCGGAGUGGUCCAUGGAAUGGUAGUGUCUUCAUUGGAAUAUAUAACAUGCGUUCGGUCUAUCUUGAUGGGUGGACCUUAGUAAAUGACAAGGAAGGAACUAUCUAUCUAACCUACAAUUUUGCUGAGGCGUCUUACAUUUCCUACUUUUUAUUGAAGUCAAAUGGAAUUUUUGUGCAGCCAUACUGGCACGAAGAGCAGAAUGAUUGGCAGAAUGUUUGGUUGACUCGGGAUAGUCUUUGUGAUGUUUAUGGCACAUGCGGGCCAUUUGGAAUCUGCGACACCAACACAGUACCUAUUUGCAGCUGCUUGAGAGGCUUCGAGCCUAAGAAUAUCGAAGAAUGGGGGAGAGGGAAUUGGUCUGCAGGAUGUGUCCGGAGGUCAUCGCUUCAAUGCGAAAGGAUUAUUAAUGGAAGAACUAAAGCAGGAAAAGAGGACGGAUUUUUGAAGAUAGAGAAUGCAAAAGUGCCAUAUUAUGCAGUUUUGUUUUCCCCUUUGGAAGACCAAUGUCAGAAGCUGUGCUUAAAUAACUGUUCGUGUGCAGCAUACGCGUAUGAUGCUGGCAUCGGUUGCAUGUACUGGAGCGGAGACUUAAUCGACAUACAGAAGUUCUCCAUUGAAGGAGCUGACCUUUACAUCCGACUGGCCCACACAGAAUUUGGUGAAAAGAGAGACCUGAGAGUAAUCAUAGCAACUGCUGUGAUUGUGGGAACAAUUGUUUUCAUUGUUCUGUGCUUUUUCUGGAGAAAGCUGAAGAAACGGCGAGCAGUAAGAAGACGCACAGAAGGAGAAGCCUCAUUAGAAGUUUCCGGCGAAAACAUGCUUGGAGAGAAACUGGGCAAAGCUAAUGUCCAGGAGCUAGUACUAUAUAAAUUGGAAGAAUUGGCCACAGCAACAAGUAACUUCAGCGACACCAAUAGGCUAGCGCAGGGUGGUUUUGGGCCAGUAUACAAGGGGAGACUGUCAAAUGGCAAAGAAAUAGCGGUCAAAAGACUAUCGAAAGCUUCAGGACAAGGGUUCCGGGAAUUCAUGAAUGAAAUGGAGGUCAUUUGUAAGGUCCAACAUCAAAAUCUUGUUAAAAUCCUUGGAUGUUGUGUCGAAGGAGAUGAGAACAUAAUAAUCUAUGAGUUCAUGCCAAACAAGAGUCUCGACACUUUUCUUUUUGAUCCACUCAAGCGCGAACAUCUUGAUUGGAGAAGAAGGUCCAACAUCAUUGAUGGAAUCUGUCGAGCCCUCCUGUACCUUCACCGGGACUCUAGACUAAGAAUAAUUCAUAGAGAUCUAAAGGCAAGCAAUAUCCUGUUGGAUGAAGAGCUCAAUCCAAAAAUUUCAGACUUUGGUAUGGCAAGGAUCUUUGAAGGCAACGAAGAUCAAGCAAAUACACGAAGAGUCAUGGGGACCUAUGGUUACAUGGCGCCUGAAUAUGCAAUGGAAGGGCGUUUUUCAGAAAAAUCAGAUGUCUUUAGCUUUGGUGUAUUAUUGCUAGAGAUCAUAAGUGGACGACGGAACACUAGCUCUAUCGAGGAAGAUCGAUCCUUGAGCCUUCUGGGAUUUGCGUGGAAGUUGUGGAAAGAAGGCAAUGCUCUAGCACUAGCAGACCCAAAAAUAUCUGUUAGACGCUUUGAAACAGAGGUUUUAAGAUGCGUAAAUGUGGGUCUUCUUUGCACACAACUUGCAAAAGAUAGGCCCACCAUUCCGACCGUCAUUUCAUUGCUCCACGGCGAAAUGGUGGAUCUUCCUAGCCCGAACCAGCCAGCGUACACUGAGAGGCAACCAAUCCAACACACAGAUGGCUCCGAACAAAGCCAAAAUAGAGGUUCUAUCAACGUCACUCUCGCAUCUAUUGAAGGCCGAUGA
Molecule: messenger RNA, 2660 nt
Organism: Rhodamnia argentea
Lineage: Eukaryota; Viridiplantae; Streptophyta; Magnoliopsida; Myrtales; Myrtaceae
Product: G-type lectin S-receptor-like serine/threonine-protein kinase At1g11330
Exons: 7
Coding region: 165-2660 (831 amino acids)
Biological process (GO): protein phosphorylation; recognition of pollen
Molecular function (GO): protein serine/threonine kinase activity; ATP binding
Source: RefSeq, a predicted model, not a curated record